Gastrolobium bilobum is the source of this 2337-nucleotide messenger RNA. RefSeq names its product ATP-dependent RNA helicase DRS1-like. Gene Ontology annotation, biological process: cytoplasmic translational initiation. The record is from RefSeq and is a predicted model, not a curated record. Gene Ontology annotation, molecular function: ATP binding; translation initiation factor activity; RNA helicase activity. The transcript is spliced from 5 exons. Gene Ontology annotation, cellular component: cytoplasmic stress granule. NCBI's taxonomy places the organism in Eukaryota, Viridiplantae, Streptophyta, Magnoliopsida, Fabales, Fabaceae. Bases 1 to 2337 code for a protein of 778 amino acids.
AUGGCAGAACCAUCCACCGCCGAAACCACCUCCGCCAGCGAUGCUCAUCCGCCGGCGCCAGCUUCCUCGUCGCUCAACGUCCUCGGAUUAACGAUCGACGAGAACAAGAAGCCUUCUCCCAAGUUCUUGGACGAGCCUGAAGACUCCAACAUCCAAGCGGUUUCGUCCGGCGACACUCCGUACACGUCAGCUACCACCUUCGAAGAACUGAAUCUCUCACCGGAGCUUUUGAACGGACUCUACGUGGAGAUGAAGUUCCAUAAACCUAGUAAGAUCCAAGCCGUAACCUUGCCUAUGAUCUUGAAUCCUCCGAAUAGGGAUUUGGUCGCACACGCGCAUAACGGUUCCGGAAAAACCACGUGUUUCCUUCUUGGUAUGCUUAGUCGAGUUGAUCCAAAGUUGCAGGCUCCUCAAGCUUUCUGCAUUUGCCCAACCAGGGAGUUGGCUAUUCAGAAUACUGAAGUUCUCCGAAAGAUGGGAAAGUACAUGGGGAUUAGCUCAGAAUGUGCUAUACCAGCAGACAGUAGUGAUGCUUUGCCGAUAGCGAAACGGGCACCGAUUAUGGCUCAAGUGGUUAUUGGGACCCCUGGCACGAUUAAUAAGUGGAUGGCUUAUAAGAAACUUGGGGUGACAAGGUUGAAGAUUCUUGUUUUUGAUGAGGCUGAUCAAAUGCUUGCUCAGGAUGGAUUUAAAGAUGAUUCCCUGAGGAUAAUGAAAGGAAUAGAAAAAGUCAAUUCUAACUGUCAGGUUCUUCUGUUUUCUGCUACAUUGAAUGACAUUGUCCAGAAUUUUGUUUCGAGGACAGUCAAGCAGGAUUAUAAUACACUUUUUGUGAAGGAACUAUCUUUAGAUGCCGUAAAGCAAUAUAAAGUUCAUUGUCCUGAUGAACUCUCUAAGAUUGAAAUGAAAAAAGAUUACAUACUCGAAAUAGGAGAGAAUCUGGGGCAAACUAUAAUAUUUGUGCGCACAAGAAAUAGUGCAAAAAUGUUACAUAAAUCACUUGUCGAAAUAGGAGAGAAUCUGGGGCAAACUAUAAUAUUUGUGCGCACAAGAAAUAGUGCAAAAAUGUUACAUAAAUCACUUGUUGUCGCUCCUGUUGUCGCUCCCGUCGCCCCAAGUAAGGGAGUCGACAAGGGAAAAAGGAAAGUGGUGAACAUUGUUAAAAGGAAGGUCCGGUCUGCAGCGGACAUUCCUGCCGAGGAGCUUGCUAGGAGGACUGGCGGCCCGGUUAUUAAGGAUGUGCAGGAGAAUGCCCAGAGUUUGGCGGUCAACCCUUCUGCACCUGAAGUUAUUCCUCCUAAACCAACGUAUUCUGGAAGGAAGAGGGUUGCUAGCGAGGAUUUAAGCUCGCCUAAAGGAGCUAAAACGGUUAGGGUGGAGCCGACUGAGUCUGGUCAAUCAGGUGGUAGUCUCUCGUUUGCCAUGGAGAGUUUCUCGGACGCCCCUGUUGUCGCUCCCGUCGCCCCAAGUAAGGGAGUCGACAAGGGAACCCGGGAGGCUACUCUUGCUGUUGACAACCGUUGUUCUACCCAGCAUGAUGACUUGGUACAGAAAGGGCGCAAGAUUGAGUCCUUAACGGCCGAGAUCAGGCGGUUGGGUAAGGAAAUUAGUGACCUGAAGGCAACCAAUAAAACUUUAUCUGACAGCAACCAAGAACUGAAGGGGGCUAGUGACGUGGUGCAACGCCUGUCGCAGGAGAAGGAUGACUUAUCAAAGUUAUUGGAUGAGUCUUCAACCGAGAAAAAGGGGCUCCAGGCGGCGAAUAGCCAGUUGACUGCCGAGAAAGCUGCCCUUCAGUCGGAGAAGGAUGCGUUAUCUGUUGAGUUGACUGGCGUAUGUGGUAACUUGCAUGCCGCCCAAGAGGAUUUUAAAAAAGCUUCUAGGCGAGUACAGGAGCUGGAGCUUGGCUUGCCUUCAGUUUUUUAUGAUUCUUUUAACAACGCCCUGAAUCAGGUUCAAUUUCGAUAUCCUAAGAUAGAUGCUUCGGGCUUGAGUGCCGAUUAUGUGGUGGAAGGGAAACGCCUGCUUCAUAAACUCUAUAAUGGCGAGACGACUGUGAUAGAGGAAGGGCCUGACUCUGAUGAGGAAGAGGAUGAUGUAGAGGAAGAAUCAGCCAAGUUCGGUGACUCACCUUUAGGCGACCACCAUGUGCUGAGCGGAGAGCAACCCGUAGAUGGCGAACCUACUGACGCCGUAGAGAUCCCGUCGUGCGGAUCCCAUCGUUGGCGAUGGUGUUAUUGGCAACACUUCCUUUGGAAGGUAUUGGUGAGGAAGCUUCAUCUAGGAAUAACGUUGAAGACACUGCUGGGGAGGACGCCACUGAGGGGGUCUCAAUAG